Messenger RNA from Aedes aegypti (yellow fever mosquito), 1713 nucleotides. RefSeq lists its product as uncharacterized. The record is from RefSeq and is a predicted model, not a curated record. The coding region runs from base 57 to 1649 and encodes 530 amino acids. Lineage: Eukaryota; Metazoa; Arthropoda; Insecta; Diptera; Culicidae. The transcript is spliced from 2 exons.
GUUUCUGUGCAGUAUCAUCAGUAGAAAGUGGUACGUCCUUCAGUGACAGUGUGAACAUGAAGUUAUCGGUGGUGUUUCUGAUUGUGCUAGGCGUCCUUGUGUUUCAAUCACAAGCUCAAAGUUAUAGCAGCAGAGGUUAUCGCAAGGAUGACUUCGAGGAGCAUGAUAAAAAUGGAAAAGGUGAUGAUGAUGAUGACGAUCGAGACAGCAGUAAGCUCCCCAUCCCUAUCAUUAGUGAUGAAGCAGCGGACGCUAUAGUUAAAGGAUCAGAGCUGCUAGCAGAGGCACUGAAGGUGGUAGUCGAGAAUGAGGUCUACGACAAGACGGAAGUCCUUACCCAUAUGCGGUCAUUACUCAUGGAUGUGAACUCGAUGCUGAACGUUCUCUUCACGAAGGUUUCUGGUGCAGUUACCAACAGAAUUACUAGAUCCAGGGGACCAGAAGAUCCCCUGUCGGAGUUGAUUUCCACAGUAAAGAGAGCUGCAAAAGAUAUCAAGGAGAAACUUAUCAGAACCCUGGAAAGGAAAAUCAAACCAUCCGAAUUGUCGGAUAUAAUCAACGCGCUAAACGAUAUAGUAGAAAGAGUGGAAAAUCUCAAUGUCUUCAAGCCGAAAUCACGCUCGCCAUUCAGGCCUUUCCAGUUUGAUGAAAGCUUCGAUAAAGGUGAUAAGAAUGAUAAGGGUAACGAUAAGGAUAAGGAUAAGGAUAAGGAUAAGGACGAUUAUCACUACCACGAGGGUCUGGAUCUGGAAACGGUGAUUUCCGAAUGGGCAACUGCCGUUGAAGGACUCGCUAAAGCCGUGAAAAUUCUGGCGAAGGCAAUCCAAAAAGCCAUCUCUUCCAGAACCCUGGCCAUAAUGUUUCAAAAAUCGGUCCAGAAGUCUUUGUCCAUCAGUGCAUCAGGCAUUAGCUCGGUCUCGACGAAACUCAACAGUGCUUUGGAGAGCGUGAAAACCACACUCGGCAUGUUCAGCCAGACAACUCUGACGCAGAUCAACCAAAGCUAUUCGUCGAUCACAUCCAACCCUAACAAAUGGCAUCAUCGUCUGCUCAGCAAACUUUUCGAUUUCCUCGCUUCCUACAGUGGCUACGUUCACAAGGAAUACCUCCAUACGAUAGCUUCAAGUGUCAAGAGAGCCGAGCUCGAAAUUGCCUCCAAGCUCAUCAGGGAAACAAGGAAGACGGGAUUCGAGAUCUCCGACAUUGCCAUUUACAUCACCGAUCGUGCCGCGUCCAGUUCCAACCCUCGAGCCACAUCCGAAUGCUCCCUCAAACAGCUCCAGAAGCUGAAUCCAAGCUCCUUGAGCCGUUUGUCCGACUGCUUAACCAACGAAGCUAGCAACAUCAGAAGUAUGACAUCUCAAGGAAAGCAACUGCUCACCCUGGCCAAGGACAAUGCAGUGAACAUCGUGACCCAACUGUCGGUCUGCAACAGCGGAACCGAUAAGUGCUACCAGCAGUUCUCCGAUGUUUUCGACGGAAAGAAGGAGCGCGCCAAGGAGGAUCUGAAAUCCGCCGCAGAACAGACGGAGCGAACGCUGAAGGCCAUCACUGGACGGAUCGACAGCUGCCUGGAAGCUGUGGCCGAGGAAAUUCUUACGGAGGCCAAGAAGUGUCGGAAGAACUUCGAUUUCUGCAUGAAGUUUUGAAGGGUUGCUCUAGGUCAGAAAUUGACGAAUGGAGAAAGGCUGCUUUCAUUAUUGAGAAAAAAAA